UCUUCUCUGCCUCUAAUUAGUACAAAAGUGGUUUCUCCUUGCAUUGUGAUGACAACAACCAAAUCUCAUCAUAAUGUGAAAGCUUUAGUGACUAUGAAGACAUUAUUAUUAAAGAAACCACUAGAUGUCCAUUCAUUAUUCAUCACUAACAAUGCAUCUUCCUCUUCCUAUAUAUGGAGGAAAUUAGACACCUAUAGUUUCCACAAAAACAAUAGUACUUAUAAUUUGUUCUUGAAAUCUUCUCUGCCUCUAAGUAAGAAAGUUAUUUCUCCUUGCAUUGUGAUGGCAACAACCAAAUCUCAUCAUAAUGUGAAAGCUUUAGUGACCAUGAAGACAUUUUUGUUGAAGAAACCAUUACAUGUCCAUUCAUCAUUUAUCACUAACAAUGCAUCUUCCUCUUCCUAUAUAUGGAGGAAAUUAGACACCUAUAGUUUCCACAAAAACAAUAGUACUUAUAAUUUGUUCUUGAAAUCUUCUCUGCCUCUAAGUAAGAAAGUUAUUUCUCCUUGCAUUGUGAUGGCAACAACCAAAUCUCAUCAUAAUGUCAAAGCUUUAGUGAGUGUGAAGAAAAGUGAUGAUGGUCUCCUAAAGAAUCUUGUUACUGGUAUUGUUGGUAAUAAUCACUUGGUUUUGGAGCUGGUCAGCUCUGAACUUGAUCCAAAAACGAACUCGGAGAUUGAGACAAUAAAAGGAAAAGCACAUGAAACAGAGAAAAAUGAGAACGAAGUUCAAUAUGAAGCAACAUUUGAGUUACCAACAAAUUUUGGAAAUGUGGGUGCUGUUUUGGUUGAAAAUGAACACAGCAAAGAGAUAUUUCUAAAGAACAUAGUCCUUGAUGGUUUCCCUGAUGGGCCUGUCCACCUUAGUUGUAAAUCAUGGAUUCAGCCCAAGCAUGAUACUCCUACAAAGAGAGUUUUCUUCACUAACAAGAUGUAUUUGCCAUCACAAACACCAAGUGGAUUAAGAAAGCUGAGAGAAAAUGAGUUAAUAGAACUAAGAGGAAAUGGUGAAGGAGAAAGAAAAAGUUCAGACAGAAUCUAUGACUAUGAUGUCUAUAAUGAUCUUGGUGAUCCUGACACCAACAUUGCCCUCAAAAGACCUGUUCUUGGUGGCUCUAAACAAUAUCCUUAUCCAAGACGCUGUCGCACUGGUCGAAAACAUUCAAAUACAGAUCCAUCAUAUGAAACGCGAGACUCGAGUAGUUUUUAUGUUCCUCGCGAUGAGGCUUUUGCCGAGAUAAAGGAGAUACAAUUUGACACAACCACAGCGUCCUCGGGAGUAAAAACAAUUCUGGAAUCCUUGGAUACAAUUCUAACUGACAUAGAUCUUGGAUUUGUUAGCUUUGAAGACAUAGACACACUUUACAAAGAAGGAUUUCAAUUACCAUCAUCUCUAGACUCCAAUAAGUUAACAUUGCUCCAAAAAGUCAUUCCCAAGUUGAUCAAGGCUACUAAUGAUAGCCAAAACUUUUUGCGCUUCGAUACACCAGAAGCACUUAAAAGAGACAAAUUCUUUUGGCUAUCAGAUGAGGAAUUUGCAAGGGAGACUUUGGCAGGGGCCAACCCAAAUAGCAUCCAAUUAGUCAAGGAAUGGCCUCUAAGAAGUAAACUAGAAUCACAAAUUUAUGGUUCACCAGAAUCAGCUAUCACAAGAGAAGUCGUCGAGUCGCAGAUAAUUGGUUAUACAACAGUUGAAGAGGCCAUUCAAGAGAAGAAAUUGUUUAUGUUAGACUACCAUGAUUUGUAUUUACCAUAUGUAAGCAAAGUGAGGGAAUUGAAGAAUACUACACUGUAUGGAUCAAGAACAUUGUUCUUCCUCACAAAACAAGGCACAUUAAAGCCACUAGUUAUUGAGCUCACUAGACCAAUUAUUGGUGAUAAACCACAAUGGAAACAAAUUUUCACACCUGCUUCUGAUUCUACCAAUCUUUGGCUUUGGAGGCUUGCCAAAACACAUGUUCUUGCUCAUGAUACCGGUUACCAUGAAAUUAUAAGCCAUUGGUUAAGAACUCAUUGUGUUGUAGAACCUUUUGUCAUUGCAACAAAUAGACAACUUAGCACCAUGCAUCCAAUCUACAAGUUACUUCAUCCACAUCUCAGAUAUACCUUGGAGAUCAAUUCACUUGGUCGUCAGAUUCUUACUAGUGCUUAUGGUGUCAUUGAAGACACAUUCUUUACUAAAAAGUAUUCAAUGGAAUUAAGUUCUGUGGCAUAUGAUAAGCUUUGGCAAUUUGAUUUGCAAGGACUACCAAAUGAUCUUAUCCAUAGAGGAAUGGCUGUGGAAGAUUCUAAUGCACAACAUGGCCUUAAGCUAGCAAUUGAAGACUACCCUUUUGCCAAUGAUGGUCUUCUCAUAUGGGAUGCUAUUAAACAAUGGGUGACAGAUUAUGUCAACCAUUACUAUCCAAGUCCAAGUAUCAUAGAAUCUGAUCAAGAGCUUCAAGCAUGGUGGACAGAAGUUCGAACAAAGGGUCACAGCGACAAAUCUGAAGAACCAUGGUGGCCAAAUCUCAAAACACAAAAAGAUCUUGUUGAUAUCAUCACAACUAUAGCUUGGAUAGCAUCUGCUCAUCAUUCAGCUACAAACUUUGCACAAUAUGCAUAUGGAGGCUAUUUUCCUAAUAGACCUACAAUUGCUAGAAACAAUAUGCCUACAGAAGACCCUACAAAGGAAGAAUGGGAAAAAUUUGUGAACAAACCUGAGCAAACACUUUUGGAAUGUUUUCCAUCACAAAUUCAAGCAACCUUAGUGAUGACAAUUUUGAACUUAUUGUCAUAUCAUUCACCAGAUGAAGAGUACUUAGGACAACUCAUUGAACCAUCAUGGACUGAGAAUCCAACAAUAAAGGUAGCAUUUAAAAAGUUUAAUGGGAGAUUGAAGGAAAUUGAAGGUAUAAUAGACUCAAGGAAUGCAAAUAGUGAUUUGAAAAAUAGGAAUGGAGCUGGGAUAGUGCCAUAUGAGCUUAUGAAACCAUUUUCAGGACCUGGAGUCACUGGAAAGGGAGUUCCAUAUAGCAUAUCUAUUUAGUAAUCAUGCAUCACAUGUUUCAUUAAUUUUACUACAACAAUAAGUCCUAUAUAUUACUUUUGCACAAUUACUUUUGUUGUGUGAUAUGAUGAAUGGUUUGUUAAUAACUGUGAUGGGAAUAACUAUCAAGACAUCAAGUAGAAGGGUUGAUAUUAUAGUA
Molecule: messenger RNA, 3187 nt
Organism: Trifolium pratense (red clover)
Lineage: Eukaryota; Viridiplantae; Streptophyta; Magnoliopsida; Fabales; Fabaceae
Product: linoleate 13S-lipoxygenase 2-1, chloroplastic-like
Exons: 10
Coding region: 49-3027 (992 amino acids)
Biological process (GO): lipid oxidation
Molecular function (GO): protein binding; oxidoreductase activity, acting on single donors with incorporation of molecular oxygen, incorporation of two atoms of oxygen; metal ion binding
Source: RefSeq, a predicted model, not a curated record